GCGUCUGGCUUAGAGAUGAGCAGUCGAACCUGAGCCGCUGAUUCUCGCCCGUUACGGAUAACGACCCACGGAGGACGGAGAGCGCAUCGCCCCAGAGGUUGCUAUUGUCUCACAAAGAGCAUUUUGGAGUUGUAUUGUGUCUCUUCGGUUGCCAGCGCUUGGACAGCUUCUUCUCUUCGUCCAGUCAGACGGAGCGGAGUCGCGCGGCGAGGUGAGGCUCGUUCCCCCGCCCUGAUCUGCGCGCGCGUCUGGAGGACGGCGAACAUCGGGACCAGCAUCCGAGGAGUGUGCGUGUUCGGAUGUCGACCAGGCUCAGGACCAGCAGGACGGCCGUUGAUUAACGUGCGUGUUUUGACAUCAUUGUCCCCCAGAAGUCCCAGAACAUUCCCAUCCUCACAUCACCUUGUCCCAUCUGUGAUUCCGAGGCCCCAGUCACCCACAUUUGGUGAACCCCCCUCACCCUCUCCCCGCCCCCUCCAACCAUGGAGACCACCAAGCUUCCCCCGUCCAGCCCGUCCUCACCUACCAGCAGCUUCUCGGUGCCGUCAGCGGAGAAGGUGGACGGAUUCGUGCGACGAUCCAUCCGCAGGGCGCGCCGAAGGAGGUCCCCCAGCUCGUCAAACUUCCGAUACCAGAGCUCCGUGGUGGAGCUUACGCCCCUGCCCCUUCUCAAAGACGCCCCCGCCGCUGAAUUCCACGACCUCUUCUGCAAGAAGCUGCAGCAGUGCUGCGUGACCUUUGACUUCCUGGACUGCGUGGCCGACCUGAACGGCAAGGAGAUCAAGCGAGCGGCGCUCAAUGAGCUGGUGGAGAACGUGGCCACCAGCAAAGGAGUCCUCAUCGAGCCGCUCUACCCGGAGGCCAUUAAGAUGAUCUCCGAGAAUAUCUUCCGCUGUCUCCCGCCGUGCGAGAAUCCCGAGUUUGACCCGGAGGAGGACGACCCCCCGCAGGAGGCUUCCUGGCCACAUCUUCAGCUGGUGUACGAAUUCUUCCUGCGCUUCUUGGAAAGUCCCGAUUUCAAGCCCCCCGUGGCCAAGCGCUACGUGGACCAGAAAUUCGUAUUCCAGCUCCUAGAACUGUUCGAUAGCGAGGACCCCAGGGAGAGGGAGUACCUCAAGACGAUUUUACACCGUAUGUACGGAAAACUACUUGGCCUCCGAGCCUACAUCCGCAAGCAGAUAAAUCACAUCUUCCUCAGGUUCAUUUAUGAGAGUGAGCAAUUUAAUGGCGUCGCAGAGCUGCUGGAGAUCCUCGGCAGCAUCAUCAACGGCUUCGCUCAGCCCCUGAAGGCCGAACACAAGCAGUUCCUGGUGCGGGUUCUCAUCCCCCUGCACACGGCAAAGUCUCUGUCCGUCUUCCACGCGCCGCUGACCUACUGUAUUGUGCAGUUCAUUGAGAAAGACUCCACUUGCGCUGAGCAUAUCAUCCGAGGGAUGCUGAAAUACUGGCCCAAGACGUGCACGCGGAAGGAGGUGAUGUUCCUGGGCGAGAUGGAGCAGAUCCUGGACGCCAUCGAGCCGUCCCAGUUCGUCCGAGUCCAGGAGCCGCUCUUCAAGAAGAUCGCCGCCUGCGUCGCCAGUCCUCACUUCCAGGUGGUGGAGCGAGCUUGUUAUUUUUGGAACAACGAAUACAUCCUGAGCCUGAUCGAGGAGAACUGCCAAGUGAUCCUGCCGCUGGUGUUUGCCAACCUCUACACGUUCUCCAAGGAGCAAUGGAACCAACCCAUCGUGGCUCUCGUCUUCGACAUCCUCGAGACCUUCAUGAAAAUGAACGGCGAGCUGUUCGAACAGCUCGCGACGUCCUACAAGGCGGAGAAACAGAAGGACGUGAGGCGGCAGAGGGAGCACGCCGAGCUCUGGCGGCGCCUGGAGGAACAGGCGGACCGCAAAAGUUACGAGAAAGGGGACCAGCCGAGCCCCGCGGCUGGCGCAGACCGGCCCGAGGCCGGGGAGAGCGCCACCUAGGCGGGCGUACGUAACAAAAGUCGCGAGGGCUCACUCCAAUAGAGGUACACAAACCAAUCGAUAUUUUGUUGUUUCGUGUCAUGGAGGUGGUAGCUUCUUUUUGGUUUGAUUUUAUUUUUUCAAAGCGUACGCACUCCAAGGUCAAGAUUGUACCUUCGUUUUUUUUUAGGAGGAGGGGGGGGCGGGGGGGACUGAGACGCGCGUCAGGACUGGCUCUUUUUCCCCACUCGGUAAAUCAGAAAAUGGAUCCGAAAACACGCAGGCAGACAAUUUCCGGGCUCGUCUCUCUCCACACGACACUUGAACGUUCAAGACGGUUCAAUCAAACGUGUGUCACGUCUGCAAAAAAAAAAAGAAAUAAAUGUCCCCACGCUCGGAUUAAAAGUGUAUCUACAAGAGAUGAUUGACCGACAAAGAUGAAUUCAAGUCCUUCAAAGUUCCUUCUUCUUACUUGUUACUCGACUACUAAUCUACCCUAUACAGUGCCAUGAAAAAGAAUUUGCCCCCUUUUUGACGGCACCGUAGACAGAAACAUCCUCAUUCUCACUCGUACUACUGACAAUGACGAUGUUUUCUAUAUUUAUAGCAUUCUAUCUAAAUAACGUGUCCGUAGUGCGUGAUGAAAGAAACACUAGUGUAGCAGAUAACACGGCGAGGACGCGCAGAAAUUCCACACGGUUGCCCUUAAACCACCUCGGGGGAGAACGGCUGGAUGCCGGAGGCUCUUUUCUUCUUUUUCUUCGGCGGCGGGUGCUCACCGCGACACUUGAAAAGAGGGUGUGAAGGGAUCCGUUUUUUUUUUUUUUUUCCUUGGGUUCAUUCCAAACAAGUCGACCUCUGGCUUGAGCAACUGCACCUUCGGUGUGCUUUCGUCCAUCUUACUUUAGCAAUACUUUCAUUCCACCUUUUGUUGGCCGUUGUUCACGUUGUCUUAAAGGUACUUUUGCCUGUCAAUCAAUUACAUGUGAAUCAUUUUGCUGGACCGAACGAUGUAUUUAUUCUGGACUCAGUGAGAAAACGCACGGUCAUUUGUUUGUUUGGUUGUUUUAGAGAGAGAGAGAGAGAGAGAGAGAGAGACAGGGUUUACAUUUGAAUGUAUAGUGAAUCAAAUUGAUUGUCUUUUUUUGUUUUGUUUUGUUUGUUUUUACAAUUUACCUGUCAGCUAAAGCCUCGGUACAAUAUUUUAAUUUAGACACAGUGCAAAAAAAAAAAAAAAAAACCCCAGCAAGAAAGCAGGGUGUACAUGAUUGAUGCUGCUGAUUGUCUCUUUUCAUCAACCCAAAAUAUGUAAUUGUGUUACCAAAUAUCUUGAUAUAUGCAGCCUUUUUU
This is a messenger RNA of Hippocampus comes (tiger tail seahorse), 3293 nucleotides long. It is a transcript of the gene ppp2r5b, whose product is annotated as protein phosphatase 2, regulatory subunit B', beta. Gene Ontology annotation, cellular component: cytosol; protein phosphatase type 2A complex; nucleus. The transcript has 13 exons. Gene Ontology annotation, biological process: protein dephosphorylation; signal transduction. The record is from RefSeq and is a predicted model, not a curated record. Bases 483 to 1964 code for a protein of 493 amino acids. Gene Ontology annotation, molecular function: protein phosphatase activator activity. NCBI's taxonomy places the organism in Eukaryota, Metazoa, Chordata, Actinopteri, Syngnathiformes, Syngnathidae.